GUCAGCUGGGCCGCGCUUCCGCCCGCGCCGCCGCCGCCGCCAUGCGCAUCGAGAAGUGCUACUUCUGCUCGGGGCCCAUCUACCCGGGCCACGGCGUCAUGUUCGUGCGCAACGACUGUAAGAUAUUUAGAUUCUGCAAAUCAAAAUGCCACAGAAACUUUAAAAAGAAGCGAAACCCCAGAAAGAUGAGAUGGACUAAAGCAUUCCGUAAAGCAGCUGGCAAAGAACUGACAAUGGAUAAUUCAUUUGAAUUUGAAAAACGUAGGAAUGAGCCAGUGAAAUACCAGAGAGAGUUGUGGAACAAGACUGUGGAUGCAAUGAAGAGAGUGGAGGAGAUAAAGCAAAAACGCCAAGCCACAUUUAUUAUGAACAGAUUAAAGAAGAGCAAAGAGUUGCAGAAGGCAGAAGACAUCAAAGAAGUCAAACAGAAUAUCCACCUUCUUCGUGCUCCCCAUGCACGCACACCGAAACAGCUGGAGGACAAAAUGGUGCAGAAGCUACAAGAGGAUGUGCUUAUGGAAGAAGAUUCUUAAAUUGCUUUUAUUUUCUAUUUAUAUUUUUUCAGCAGUUAACAGUUCCUUACUGCCUCACUUGACAUCAUUCAGAAAUGUACUUAAGCUGAAGAAAAAUAUAUUUUAAUGAAUGGUGGUCAUUUACAAUUUGAAGUAAUUUCUUAAUGAAAAAUAAUAAGRUGGGUGCUGCUUUGGGCAGUACUUAAAAUUCUGCAGUUUGAGAAAACCUUGUCAGCAGGGUGGAGAAUGAGGCAUUAUUGUUUGAGAUACCAUGUGCUCCUUGGUAAGUUAUACUUUUCCUGGAACUUUUCCAUGGUAAUUAA
Malurus melanocephalus (red-backed fairy wren) is the source of this 835-nucleotide messenger RNA. It is a transcript of the gene RSL24D1, whose product is annotated as ribosomal L24 domain containing 1. NCBI's taxonomy places the organism in Eukaryota, Metazoa, Chordata, Aves, Passeriformes, Maluridae. The record is from RefSeq and is a predicted model, not a curated record. Gene Ontology annotation, cellular component: nucleolus. The transcript has 6 exons. Gene Ontology annotation, biological process: ribosomal large subunit biogenesis. The coding region runs from base 42 to 533 and encodes 163 amino acids.